Messenger RNA from Penicillium digitatum Pd1, 1260 nucleotides. RefSeq lists its product as uncharacterized. Lineage: Eukaryota; Fungi; Ascomycota; Eurotiomycetes; Eurotiales; Aspergillaceae. Gene Ontology annotation, molecular function: gamma-glutamylcyclotransferase activity. The record is from RefSeq and is a predicted model, not a curated record.
AUGACACAACACGCGCCUCAAGCCAACGAAGAGGCGCUAGAAUCUCGAUGCUGGUACAACGCAACCCUGCCUCUGGACCGGCUUCGAGGCCUUCUCCCUACCCCCCUUGUUGAGCCUGCGAAUGUCGAACUCGAGGCCGACCCUAUUCCAACAACGAACGUUUACCGCCGUCGUGCCUCAACCGUCUUCGCUUCCCUCGAUCAAGAUGAAACUCUUCCAGAGAAGAUCUCUACGCAGCAGGAACACGGGAUAGGUGUGUCGGAAACCGUCGUCAGGAAUGAAACGGUUCUCUACCUCGCGUACGGGUCGAACCUAGCUUCCAAGACUUUCCACGGAGUGCGCGGCAUCAAACCACUCUCGCAGAUCGCUGUGCUUGUCCCAGAACUCCGUCUCACCUUCGAUCUUCCCGGAAUUCCGUACGCAGAGCCCUGUUUCGCGGGCACUCAAUACAGAGAUGUUUCUCUACCGACAUACGACGAGACCGAACUCGAAGAUGACGAGACAGAUGUGUUGGAUAGUGAGUGUCUGUCAGAGAAGGCAGCGCUCAUGGGUCGGACACAGCAGGUGGAGGUAGUCUCGGGCUGUGAUAAGCGUCAAUGGCAUAAACCUCUAGUUGGAGUCGUCUACGAAGUCACACUAGCCGACUAUGCAAAGAUCAUCGCCACAGAGGGCGGUGGUCGGGGAUACCGCGACUGUGUCGUAGAUUGCCACCCCUUCCCUCAACCGUACGACUCCUCCGACCCCGUCCCGGAUAUCCCCACGACACUAUCUUUCAAGGCACGCACUCUACUCUCACCAGCUGCGGACAAUGCUCGCAUGGAAUCUCAUUCUCAGAAAAGCGGUGUCGUACUGCUGUCUAGUGAUCCAAAGUUGUCGUGGUGGUAUGCCAUCUGCUUGCAUUUUCGACCGGAUCCUAAUUAUGCCCAGCCCUCUGCUCGCUACCUUGGUUUGAUCAAGGCUGGCGCUGCGGAGCAUGACCUGCCUGUUUCCUAUCAAGAGUAUCUUGCGCAGAUCAAAACGUUUCAUAUCACAACUAUGCGCCAGAAGAUUGGGAAAGUGAUCUUCCUUGCUCUGUGGGCUCCUUGGUUGAUCUUGUCUUUGGCAUUAUCAAGGCUAUUUGCUGGUCCUGAUGGUCAUUUCCCGCCAUGGCUGGUGGCUCUGGUCAACAUUGUGUUUUCGGGGAUGUGGAAUAGCUAUGGUUGUUUCUUUGCUCCUGUCUUCGGGGAUGGCGAGCGGAGUAUAGAUGAUACCCAGGCCUAA